Messenger RNA from Colletotrichum tamarilloi, 1236 nucleotides. Its product is annotated as fungal Zn binuclear cluster domain-containing protein. The record is from RefSeq and is a predicted model, not a curated record. Gene Ontology annotation, molecular function: DNA-binding transcription activator activity, RNA polymerase II-specific. The coding region runs from base 1 to 1236 and encodes 411 amino acids. Gene Ontology annotation, biological process: regulation of transcription by RNA polymerase II. The transcript has 2 exons. NCBI's taxonomy places the organism in Eukaryota, Fungi, Ascomycota, Sordariomycetes, Glomerellales, Glomerellaceae.
AUGGCUCACCUGCCGCCGCCAGGGCAACGUACCAAGAGGUCGGGUUCGCGCGGCUCGGCGUCGGCACUAAGACGCCGGUCAAGCGCGCAGUCUCCUGCUUCUCUCUCGCCACAGUCUGCCGCCGGAUCACUCGGGGGCCAACAGAGCGCGUCUAGCUCCGGCGGAGGAGGCCAAACUUCGCCUUCGUCGCAGUCUGACCCGUUUCCUUACUUCUCGAGGUUCCUGACCGACCUCAAUAAGACAGAGACGGCUAGCGGAUGGAUCUCUGAUCUCGAGCUUAUGCACCAUUAUACUUCGGUGUCUUAUCGAACCUUUUCGCACUCCUCCUUAGCCCAGAAGACUCUCCAAUAUGACGUCCCGAGAGAGGCGCUCUCCUACCCUUUCCUCCUUCAUCAAAUUCUCGCUUUCUCAGCCUACCACUUGGCCUACCUUCAGCCAGACUGCCGCCAUGCCUACCUCAUGCAGGCUGCCCAGCACCAGAAUGACGCUAUCAACGGGAUGAGAGGGACUCUCCUCGGCACGAUCUCCUCGACGAACUGCCACGCCCUUUUCGCCUCCUCCAUCUUUCUUACCUUGAGCGCCUUUGCUACCUACCCGAGCUACGAGAAAUACAACCCUCCCUUCUCCCCGAUCGAUAGUAUGCUCGAUAUCUUUACCCUCACCGACGGGAUGAGCAUGAUCCUGCGUGCCUCCGACGAGGAUCUGCGCAAGGGCCCACUACGAGAAAUCUUCAUCCGCGGGUCCGGCGAUACCACACCGUCCACCGUGGAGGCUACUCUACAACCGCUCUUCGAACGGCUUCCUCGCCUAAGCUCCAGGCUCGCGGAGAUUGGUCUAGUCGAGCACGAGGGGAAAUAUGCCAUCACUAACGCGGUGAUUGCCUUGAGCGAGUGCAUUGCCAAGGUCUCUACCUUCAAUGCCAUGUCGGCACCUGUCGAGUUCCGCGCCGUGUUCCUCUGGCCCAUCCUCAUGACUAGCGACUACCUGGACAUGUUGCGUCGGCGGCAUCCGGCGGCUAUGGUGGUGUUGGCGCACUACUGCGUCAUCGUCCACAUGGCAGAGCCGUUUUGCUGGUUCCUGAACGGAUGGGCCCGGUCUUUGAUCUCGCUCAUCUCGCAGCACUUGGCUGCAACUCCAUGGGCAGACUUGGUGGCUUGGCCCGUGGAAAUUAUAGGAGUUGGCGGUUACGAAGUACAACUAGAUCGCAUGGCACACGCUAUGCCCGCUGUUCUCUAG